This is a messenger RNA of Spinacia oleracea (spinach), 6387 nucleotides long. RefSeq names its product putative disease resistance protein RGA3. The transcript is spliced from 5 exons. Bases 604 to 2340 code for a protein of 578 amino acids. Lineage: Eukaryota; Viridiplantae; Streptophyta; Magnoliopsida; Caryophyllales; Amaranthaceae. Gene Ontology annotation, molecular function: ADP binding. The record is from RefSeq and is a predicted model, not a curated record.
AUCCCAUGAUUAACAAACAAAGCAAAACAACAAAGAAAAGAAAUAAAACAACCUAAAGCCAAAAAAGAAAAGAAAAAAAAGAAGAACAAUGUCAACUAAGCUGCCACGUCAGUAGGUUGGUAUUUUGGUAACCCUAUGGGUUAGCAGAUCAUUGUCCAAGAAGCUAGAAAUCUGGCUAACUUUGUGUUCUAUAUCCCGCUAUAAUCCUUGUGCGAGAUCUAUAAUUCAAAAUUGGCUCGAUCUAAUUACACGCUGCCGCUAGAAUUUGAAGCUCUGCGACACUCACUGCUGCUCGGACAUUGUCUGCAGCAUUGCAGUGUGCAGAAUUGCGAAAGCUAUGCUCCAUCUUUAACUAUGAACCUCAGCUUCAGAAGUUGCUUGACAUUGUCAAAACCAUCGAGAAUUUCCUCCUGGAUGCUGAUGUCAAGUGCAGGGAGCUCACCAAUGAUGACCAAUACUGGGUCAAGAACCUCAAGGAUGUUUUCUAUGAUGCAGAUGAUCUGUUGGAUGAAUUCAACACAGUUGCUCACCAGCUGAAAAGAAUGCCUGGUGGUAAGAUCACCAAGAAGGCGUUUAAGGGUCUUGAACUUGGGUAGUUCUUUGAUGACUAGAACUUUACCGGAUACACUAGGUAAGCUAUUACAUAUGAGGCAUCUUGAUCUCUCUUGGAACAAGAAAUUGGAGAUGCUCCCUAAAUCAAUCACCAAACUUUACAAUUUACAAACAUUAAAGUUAGAUGGAUGCAUUAAACUAAAGGAGUUACCGGAGGACACGAAGAACCUAGUAAAUCUUAGGAUCUUGGGUAUAGAUGGAUGCAAGAGCUUGACUCAUAUGCCAGCAGGGUUGGAUAAAUUAACAUGUCUUCACACAUUACCAAGGUUUGUGGUGCGUGGGAAUGGUGAUUCCAAGCAAGACAAAGAAGGCAAGCUCUUAAACUUGAAUGCAUUUAUUAAUAACCUCAGAGGUUUUAUCGGCAUUACUCACUAUUCAAGCUCAGAAUAUAAUAUGCUAAAAAUUGUAAACAAAGAUAGCAUGGUAAAUGUCUGUCUGAAGUCUUCAAAGUUGUUGUGUAAGUUUAGGUCUUCUUACCAAGGUGAUGAGACACUGCUGGAGAGCCUCUUCCCUAACAACCAUGAUUUUCAGGAGUUGAGGAUGGAGAGAUAUGCAGGUACCAAAUUGCCAAGUUGGGUAUCAGCAAUUGCAACUUUUCUUCCAGGGCUUGUGAGUAUCGAGUUGUCAGUAUGUAAGGAAUUGCAACAUCUUUCAUCAUCACUUAGUCAGCUUUGUCAUCUUAAAUGUCUGAAGCUUUGGCAUAUGACGAAUGUAGAGUACAUAGAGAGCGAUGUACCAUCUCCAUCAGCAAAAUUCUUCCCUUCUCUUGAGAAUUUAGUGCUAGAAUAUAUGCCAAAGUUAAAGGGAUGGUGGAGAGAUAUAAGCUGGAUGAAAAAGGAAGCAAGUGGUGUGUGUUUGGUUGAUGGCACUGAACAAGCUGCUUUCCUACCCCCAUUCCCUCAUCUCCGCGAAUUGACUAUUCACGAGUGCAAAAGAUUGACAUACUUUCCACCAUGUCCACAUGUGAAAAUGCUGGUUCUUACCUGCAUCAAUGAAGCACUGACAUUUUGUAUGAAAGGAGGCGUUGUUCAAAGUCCAGUCCCAAGCACUAUUACUGCCUCCUCAUCAUUAUCCUCUAACGUGUCAGUGGCAUAUACUUUGCAGCGCUUGACUAUUGAUAAUUCAUGGGUGUUCAAUUCCCUAUUUCGGGAGUUUGUAGGAGGCGCUGUUUGUAUAAAACUGCUACGUAUGAACAUUUUGGGGUUCACCAAGGAGGGAUUUCAAAGCUGCACCUCUUCUUUUAGAGACCUUGUAAUUUUUAAUUGCUCCGGAUUAGAGAAUUUGGCAGCCAUAGGGAUAGAGCAGUUCACUAACCUAAAAUCCCUUGAAUUUUCUGCUUGUGAUGAAAACUUGGAAGGGAUGCCAUGGAAAUUUCUUCACUCCCUUCUUUUCUUGACUAUAUCUUGCCAUCCAGAGCUGGUAAAUCUGCCUAAAGGGCUUCAGCACUUGACCUCCCUUCAAUCCCUCCGUAUGUUUUUCUGCCACAACUUGGAAACUCUUGGGGAAUGCCUCAACUCCCUUACAUCAUUGCAAGUUCUUCAAAUUGAAAGGUGUUUCAAACUGAAAUCAUUGCCAGAAGCAAUGCGCCAUCUCACCUCUCUCACUAAACUUGAAAUAAUAAUGCCCAGCCCUGAGCUCAAAGAUAGAUGCCGAAAACCAGAUGGGGAAGACUGGCCCAAAAUAUGUCACAUCCCUCAUCUACAUAUUUCUUCAGGUCUGCUGUCUUGAAUUGGUUCGUUUUGGACAACAAAGCAUGAACAUAUUCAAGUCCUCACAAUGGAGAUGCGCUUAGGUGAUCAGAUUUCGCAGAUGCGAGUUUUCUUCUCGUGCAGCCCUCAACUGAAGAUUUCUACUCGGCAACUCGCAGUCUGAAGUGGAAGUCUUGUAUGGAUCUCACAAUAUCCGGGUUAGUCUGUGCUAAUUUCCCAGCACCUCUGUCUACUCUGUUUAGUUUUCUAGAGGGGACUCAACUCCUGUAGUUCUUUUAAGAGUUACAGUACUUAUGCUCAGAACUAGGGGUAAGUCGAUCCUUAUAUGAUGUCAAAAAACCUUGGAAAUUCUAGUUUCAUCUACUGUUAUGAGUUUAUGAUAUGCCAUGAGGCAGGAUUAGAACACACGAGUACAAAAUUCAAUUAAUGAUUCAUUGCCUAUGCCUGGUUACUCAUGGAGUCAUGGCCCUCGAAAAAGGGAAGAAAAAAGAGAUGACUUGAGUAAUUUUGUCCUUUUUUUGUAAUUUUUGAUAGACUCCAUGAGUAAUUUAGCUGCUUGGCGCUGUAUUGUGGUCACUUCUUAAUCCAUGAAUCAGAAAUGGGUCGGUCAGCAAACCUAGCUACUUGGCUGUUUUGGCACUGGUAAAUGAGUAACGGCAUGGACUAAAAGGAAGUCACUUAAUAAUCACAUGAGCAGCUUAAUUUGACAUCGAGUCAUCUAUUAUAUCGAGGUAUAUGAAGUCUUGGUAUGGGAAUUCUUAGGCUAAACUAUUAACCAGAUGCAACAUCUUUCAUCAUCAUUGAGUCAACUUUGUGAUCUCAAAUAUCUUAAACUUCAUCAAAUGGAGAAUAUAGAGUACAUACAGAGCAAUGCACCAGUACCACCAUCCCCGUUCUUCCCUUCUCUAGAGAAGUUAGAGUUUGAAGAUAUGCCGAAUUUAAAGGGAUGGUGGAGAGAUAUAAGAUGGAUGGAAAAGGAAGAAGGUGUUGGAUUGAUUUCAAUGAACUAGUUGUUUUCCUCCCAUCAUUUCCUAGUUUGUGUAAUUUGAAAAUUACAAGAUGCAACAGAAUGACAUACUUUCCUCCAUGUCCACAUGUAAAAGAACUUACUCUUGAAGAAGACCAUGAAGCACUGACAUUUUGUAUGAAAGGAGGCGGCGUAGAUCAAAGUUCAUGCAUUUUGAAGGGCUUGGUCAUAGACAAUUCAUGCCUUUUCAAUUCCCUAUUUAGGGAGUUUGUUGGAGGCUCUGUUGAUAUCGUAUUAAGUAAUAUACAAAAUUUGGGGGAAAUUAGAGAGGGAUUUCUAAGCUGUGCCUCUUCUCUUUGCAACCUCAGAUUUAUAUCUUGCUCGGCAAUGGAGAAUAUGGCGAUAGAGCAUCUUACCAACCUAAAAUCCCUCACAAUUUCAUUUUUUAAGGAUAACUUAGAAGGGAUGCCAUGGAAAUCUUUUCAUUGUCUUCCUUCUUUGACAUUAUUCUUCCUUAAUGAAGUGGUAAAUCUACCAAAGGGGUUUCAGUACUUGACCUCACUUGUCUCCCUUAAGCUUUGGAACUGCCGAAACUUGGAGGCCCUUGGGGAAUGCGUCAACUCCCUAACAUCUCUUAAAGUUGUUCUCCUUGAGGACUGUCCCAAAUUUGUAUCAUUGCCAGAAGAAAUCUGCCACCUCACUUCCCUCACUACACUUGCAAUAGGAUUUGCCUCUGAGGAGCUCCUUGAUAGAUGCCGAAAACCAGAUGGGGAGGACUGGCCCAAAAUAUGCCACAUACCUCAUAUGAUCAUUUCUUCUCGUAAACAACUUUCCCGAUUUUUCAAUCUUACUUAUUCUCUUUUUUCUUUUGCAUAACCCAAGUAAUUUCGGAAUUGGAUAAUUCUUUUUGUCGAUUUACGAUGUUGCUAUAUUUUUGAAUAUUUACUCUAAUAUUAUUGGGACAUACUUCCUUCACGUGGAAAUAAUUGCUGCAUCUACAAAAAUACUCCCUUUCCCCCACUACUUGAAUUGGAUGUAUUGCAAGAAAUUAUUACAAGUAUUAUUUUUCGUGUAUCUCCUUGCUUGAAUUGAAUGAUAGGAAGAGUAUAUGAAUACCCCAACUAUAUUAAAGACCAAAAGAUACGAAGCAUUGCAACUACACUGAAGAAUGUUCCAUGAAUUGUGCAAUACUCCCUCCGUAUUUUUAUCAAGUGAUACACUUUCCUUAUUCGGCCGUAUUUUAUUAAGUAAUAUACUUUCUAUUUUUGGCAUGUCAUGGUCCCCACUCCCAAUUACAUUAAUCUUUCUCUCCCUCUUAUAGUUCUCAUACUUACUCACAUCAUCUUCUUAUUACAACAAGUAAUAACUCACUACCUCACUUCCAUCUUAUUUUAAUAAAAUCAACUCAACCUCUUAUUACAAUAAAUAAUUCAGCCACUAUCAAUUUUUUUUACAAUAAAUAAUAACUCGCUACCCAACUUCCAUCUUAUUUUAUUACCCUCUUAAAAUCUCAUGUCGAUCAAAGUGUAUCACUUAGUAAAAUACGGAGGGAGUACUAUAAAGUAAGGAACCUGUUACGCAACAAAGUUUGCCAGGUAGAUAGGAGUUGGAUUAAUAAUUUAUAGUUGUAUUCUGAUGUUUAGGCUAGAUUUUCUGGCUCAGUUUUGAUGUUAAUUUGUUGUAUAGGGGUUCAUGUCCAAGUGUCCUACUCGGCUAUUUUGUGAAAUAAUUCCAUGAUUUUGGUCCAAAAUGAAGUGUCAGAGUGUCGAGGUUCCGACACGGGUACGUGUAGUAAAAUGAAGAGCAAAAGAGUCCAAGUAAUAUAGGUUAUACGAACUGAACUUAUUUGAACUUAUUAGACUUGAACUUACCUAAACUUGUUAGACAUAAUUAAACCUGAUAGGACUGAAUGAAACUGAUAAGACGUGAUUGUAAGUUAUCUUAUUGGAUCUGAAACUAAGUUCGUAUUUUUUAAGGUGAAGAGAAAACAGACACCAAAAUUUUGUUUGAGCUAUUUAGUAAACACAUAAUUUCUAUUAGUCUUGUAAUAUAUCAGAGACUCUCUAUCUAGCUAGUGUUGGAUGUUGUUGUAUUCUUUAUUCAUUAGACACUGUUUUGUUUGUUCUAGUUCAUACUGCAAAAGUGAGAUGUCUAAACUCUGAAGGCAUGUCAUCUGCAUAGUUUGUUUGAUCAUUGAAUUGGAUGGGGAAACCUUGCAGAUCAUAUGCAUCAGGAUAUAUUCCUGGCCAUGAACUAUCUAAUUCUUGUUUUGUGAGACUUUUCAGAAACAGUCUUGCAAAAGGUCUAUUGACAAUUUGACAUGACCAGCAUUGAGAAGAAACAAGAUUCUAACAAUCUAACUCAGUUCCUGGUUGGUGGAUGGGGAUACUCUAUCUUGAGGGGUAAAUGUUCUAUUAGUAAGGUCUAUAGAAGCUUUCAAGGUGACUGCAUUAAGGCCCCUUGGAGGAGGGUCAUCUGUAAUAACAAAGCUAGCCCUAGAAGUGUCUUCAUCACCUGGUUAGCUAUUCUCAAUAGACUAUAUACUGCUGACAGGAUUCAGACUUGUGCCCCAUUCCUUGUUCUGAUGUCUGCAUUUGCGUUUUGUGUACUGCGAUUAAAGAUUUCAUGAAGAGCAUGAGUUACAGAUGCUCCAUUCAAAUUACGAAGAUAAACAAUUCCUCGCGGUUUACUCAGCAAUGUGUUUGUUUGUAUUCAUGUUGUAAUCUCUCACCUAAGCACAUGAUAUUGGAGGUAGUUGACAACCCUUCCUAGAAGGUGGGUCUUCCGUCUCUCUGAUGCUUUGGCAAUGGUGUUGAUAGGCCUCGAACUUAUGGGUGUGCUUUUCGCUCUACAAUAACAUACCCUUGACGCUGAUCUGGUUAGAUGGUGAAUUCUCCACUUAGAUACCAACAGAUAAAAGAGUAGAGAGACUCUUAGUUGCUUCCUGUUUAUAACACUAAUCUCUAUAUCAAGCUGUAAUUAUCAAAGUAAACAACAGCUAUUGCACUUGAAAAGUUUGACUAAUUUUCAGUUUUGCAUUGCUGUGACUUUUGUAAAACAAUGCUGCAAUUGUACAUCGAAUAUGAUCUUGAUAUCCUA